CGCCCCAUCAUUUUAUUUAUUCAUAUUUAUUUGGCGUCCGGUCUGGUCUCUUCUUUCUACCCCUCUUCCUCCCUCCCUCUGGAUCCCCGCUCUCUCCCCGGAGUGGCGCGUCGGGGGCUCCGCCGCUGGCCAGGCGUGAUGUUGCACGUGGAGAUGUUGACGCUGCUGUUUCUGGUGCUCUGGAUGUGUGUGUUCAGCCAGGACCCGGGUUCCAAAGUCGUCGCCGACCGCUACGCUGUCUACUGGAACAGCAGCAACCCCAGAUUCCAGAGGGGUGACUACCACAUUGACGUCUGCAUCAAUGACUACCUGGAUGUUUUCUGCCCUCACUAUGAGGACUCUGUCCCAGAAGACAAGACUGAGCGCUAUGUCCUCUACAUGGUGAACUUUGAUGGCUACAGUGCCUGCGACCACACUUCCAAAGGGUUCAAGAGAUGGGAAUGUAACCGGCCUCACUCUCCAAAUGGACCGCUGAAGUUCUCGGAGAAAUUCCAGCUCUUCACUCCCUUUUCUCUAGGAUUUGAAUUCAGGCCAGGCCGAGAGUAUUUCUACAUCUCCUCUGCAAUCCCAGACAAUGGAAGAAGGUCCUGCCUAAAGCUCAAAGUCUUCGUGAGACCAACAAAUAGCUGUAUGAAAACUAUAGGUGUUCAUGAUCGUGUUUUCGAUGUUAACGACAAAGUAGAAAAUUCAUUAGAACCAGCAGAUGACACCGUACAUGAGUCAGCCGAGCCAUCCCGCGGUGAGAACGCGGCACAGACCCCAAGGAUACCCAGCCGCCUUUUGGCGAUCCUACUGUUCCUCCUGGCGAUGCUUUUGACAUUAUAGCACAGCCUCCUCUCAUCACCUGUCACAGAAAACAUCAGGGUCUUGGGACACCAGAGAUCCGCCUAACUGCUCAUCCCAAGAAGGGACUUGUUAUUGGUUUUUUGGCAGAUGUCAGAUUUUUUUUGUUGUUGUUGUUUUUGUUUUUCUUUCCUUCAGCCUGAUUUCUGAGCAACAACCUGGGGUUGUUGGGGGCUAAACGCGUCACUGCCCUCCUUCACCCCACCCCAUCCCCAGCCCUGGUCCUUGACUUCUCUCACCCCUUCCAAAUUCAAUGGACUCCAGAUGAAAAUGCCAAAUCGUUGUAGCGACACCAGUGGGUUCUCCUCGCGGACUCACCUCUGUAAGCUCAGGGUGUCAACGGUAUGCAGACAAGGAAGGAGCGUGGCCAGGCCGAGAGGGUAUCUCUCUCCUAUCCAGUACUGAACGCCUUCUCAUUCAGGACAGUAAGGUGGUUGUGUGGAGCGUGAUGUUGGUGUGUCAGGUCCGGAGGGGCGGAAUAAAGAGUAGACAUACGAUGACACCAUACCCUCUAGAAGUGUAGAAAUGAGCAGGCUUCUCCAAGGUUCAGAUACUAGUUUUUGUUUUUAUCAAAUAGGACUGUCUUAAAGCGUUCUUGCCAGCAAAACUUGUGCUGUGCCCAAGAAGCUUUUUCUCCCUGAAGGAGUGUUGGAUGCAGGGAUGGUAAUGCAGGAGAUGUGUAUAUUGAGAAAACGAUCUAUUGCUGGUGGUGUGAGUGCCUCUAACUUUUUAGUGACUGGGUAGUGCACACCUGAUUUUUUUUUCCCUUUGAAUACAGAUCACCAUGGUGCUACAACUUUUCUUUUUCUUUUUAGGAGCUCAAAGAGGCAUUUUUAUGAAUAAAGUGACCUUCCCCGAGGCUGACAAGCCAGGGUUGAUGAGUAGAGAGUAGAAUAGCUUUGCCUGCCCCUCUGGGGACAACGUGUACAAGGAAAGGAAGUCUGUGGCCCGAGGAGAUGCGGUUUGGCUUUGCUGGAGCUCCAGUGUGCUGUGGCCUUUCCCCAACCCCCACCCCGAUGCCCACGUUCUGCUCCAAGCUCCGCGUUCACAGGGGACUCAGACACAAACCCCUGUCACCAGGAGAGUCAGUCAGCACUACUUGGGAGGGCUUAAAGGGAAAUUUGGAAUAAAAAUUCCAAAGUUUGGAAUAAAAAUUCAAGUGUUGAUUUUUCUCGUCUUUCCCUUUCUGACACAGCCUAAAAGCAUAGGGGGAACACGUGUUUAUCUGUGGGAGAUAAACAAGAUGGAGUCCCAAAGACUUUGACAAAAUAUUUUUUUAAAAAUCCACUAGAAUAGAAAAUACAUUAUUUAGAUAUACUUUAUGCUGAGAGUGAGUAUAUAUGCUUGUCCUAUUUAAACUUGUGAGAAAAGGUGGUAUCCCUUGAUACAUUUAGAAACGUGGGAGGGGGGGCGGGUUAUCUUGUUUCAUAGUAGGGUUGGGGCAGAAGGAGAAUGAACACGGAAUGACCCUGCUCAAAGAACCUUAGCAUGGCCAAGGGGAUGGUCCCAGCUACUUAUCAGGAAACACAAGCUACGGGGUUUCUCCUGGCGGGCUCUCAUGAGCUUUCAACCCCAAAGCCUAGCCAGGGAAAAGUGUCAGCCCAGUGGAAAGGUGGUCUAACCUUGUUCUGCCAUUGCACGACAUCAACAGAAGCCAUGCCUUUAUAAACAAGCAAGUCAGUAAAUGCAAUGAUCAUGUCAUGUGGAAAAUUGAAAACGUUCCAGGAGAAGAAGGAAUUUUUAUAUAUUCGUUUUUAAGAUGUAUAUGUAAAAAAAAAAAAAAACAAAGAGUUCACAUUCUAGAUGAACUUCAUGAAAUCGGAAAUUGCUUAGACUCGUGAGUAGUUUCAAAUUAGAAGAAUAUGUGAGUGGAAGGCAGCUGGGAACAUACUGCACCCUAGAGAGUUCACACACGUUGGAAUGUGAGCCGGGCUUACCUGGUCCCUUUGGAGUGGAGUCAACUGGAGUCUGCUCUUGCUUGAACCAUGUGCGUGGAGUUGCCGGCCUCAAAGAUAUUGUCAGUCUUCUUCCCCCUACAUCUGAGACUUCUCCGGAGCGGGAGAGUCUCAUCAUAGAAGGCACCCACCAUUUCACUGAAGCCAGACUUCAAAGCAUUGGAUUUCCCUUUAUUUAUAGGCUCGACACUCUCAGUAAUAUCCAGAUAUAUUCUUUUUAUUAAUAGUUACAGGUUUAUGGGUUAGUGGGAUUUCAGUAAGGGGACGAAAAAGAAAUCCCUUCUAAGAUGGAUCGAUAGAACCACGAUAAUUUCUGCAUGUACUACAGUCAAGGGAACAAAGUGAUCUUGUAAUAAUUCCAGUUAGUCCUAACGACGUUAGCAGUUCUAAUGUCAUUUUAGAAAAGGUGAAUUCUGUGCUUCUUCUAGCAGUUGUCUCUAACAAAUGAUGAAAUAAUUACUCAUGGCCCUCUCUGCCAUUGUCUUUCAUUUUUCACUGUGCAAUUAGACCCUUUUACUUCACAGUCAUGCCACCGCAGGUUAAGAUUUUUUUGGUUUUAAAUCGGAACUCUCCACACCAGUAGACCAUAUGCUUUUCUACGUGUAAGUGACAUAAUCGUAGCUAAUGCCCUUGUGUGGAGUUCUCGAGACAAUUGGUGUCAGGCCGUUUUUAUCUUGUCCAAAAAGCGCUGGUGGCCUUUUGUGGUAUUGUUACAGUCCUCUGUGGGCUUAGGAUGUCGGUGCAUCUUGGUAGUGGGUUUAAUUUUAAAAACAAUUCAAAAGCAUGAAGGGAAGCCCUGGAGUGCCCCUUCAGCCCCAGUUGGUCAAACCCCAGCGACCUUCGCCCCUGGUUGCCAAGGGCUUUGCAACAUGAAGCAGGGAAUAAAGAUCUGGCUGUUUAGUGGAUACUGUGUAUCCUUUAAUAGACCAGGUAACAGUCCGUGUUAGUUUUAGACUAUUGUUUUGUACUGUACUUUCUUGGGUGGCAGAGGAAAGAAAAGUUAAAAUGUUAAAAAAAAAUUGCGUUCUUUAAUUCUGUAUUAUUAGCAACCUCUGUUGUAUAUAGUGUUUGAUAAUAAAGUAUUAAUUUGA
Molecule: messenger RNA, 3889 nt
Organism: Alexandromys fortis (reed vole)
Lineage: Eukaryota; Metazoa; Chordata; Mammalia; Rodentia; Cricetidae
Gene: Efna5
Product: ephrin A5
Exons: 5
Coding region: 139-825 (228 amino acids)
Biological process (GO): ephrin receptor signaling pathway; regulation of cell-cell adhesion; axon guidance
Cellular component (GO): external side of plasma membrane; plasma membrane
Molecular function (GO): ephrin receptor binding
Source: RefSeq, a predicted model, not a curated record